UAAAUAUCACAUUGCUUAUGGUUUGUAGGUGUUUAGAUGAAUGGCAAGGAAUUUGCUUAUCUAAUUUUGUGAGGAAGUUUCGUCGAUUUUAAAUCGUUACAAUUUGUCGUGUCGUCCGUAUUCACAUAAUGAUAUUGUCAGUUAGAAGUUACCGACAUUUUACUUUAAAAACGAAGAAAUGCAUCAAACAGUCAGUUAUGAGGAAGAAGAAAGACAUCAGUUACUAAUUUCUUUGAAACAUACAGUAGAGGGUCUGUUGGCAAAUUGUUCAAACAAUGUUUGGAAUACUUAUGGAGGUUUAUCUCGCCUCUGUACUGUUGUAGACAAAAUAUUAUCCCAUAAAUUGCAAAAUCAACAGGAUAAUGGAUAUUGGAAUUUUCUUGCUGGAUUACAAUUGUUAAAACCAACAUUAAUUCCAGUAUUUUCAGAAAUCUCUCACGAAGGAAAUGAAAAAUUGAUUAAGAGAGAACAACAAUGGUUAAAAAAUAGUUUACAACAACAUAUUUUAUCAUCCCAGUUAGAGAUUCUAACAAAAGACAAAGUUCAUUUAUUAAAAUGUUAUCAAAAGGAAGCUUUUUUAUGUAAUGCUGAAUAUACAAAGGCACUUUUAAUAUGUUUAAAAGCAGUAGAAGAAAAUCAAGCUGCAUUAUUAGCUAAAUUAGAUCCUACUUUAGUUGUGAAGAAAAAGUCAGAACCAAAACAGCUUAAUUUAAAUGAUGUGAAAAUAAAUGACACCUGUGAAAAGUUAAGUAACUUAAAUGUGUCCAAUUCCUGUUACUAUACUAGAUUAUUGCAUAAUGGGAGGAAAAAGAAAAAAUUAAUAGAACAUUCCAAAACAAUGAAAGUUGGAUUCUGUGAUUUACCUGAUUUUCAAUACAUUUCUACCCAAGAACAAAACUGUGAUUUGCAAAAUAAAAUUCUGGAACAUUGCAGCUGUGAUAAAAAUUCAUCCUGUACAGAAACAAAUGGAAGUGAAACUCAGAAUACGGAAGUAUUCAACAAAGAAUUUAAUUAUAGUGAAAGUGAUUGUGAUAAUGCUCAUGUUAAACAGAACUUAUAUGCUACAAUUUCUCCCUCUAGUUCAUUAGAUUUGCACAAUAAAUUAUUAUGUUCUGGAAAAUUACUUGAAGAUUGCAAAUUUUAUCAUAAUUAUAAUUGUUUAGUUAGAAGCAGAAGUUGUCCUGAAUUACAUGAUUAUUACUUGCCAGCUAAAGUUAAUGUGAAACAUACACAAAAUUUUAAAUCAAACAAUUUACAACAAAAAUGCAGCUCUCUUCCAGUGUUAUAUAAAUCUGUUUCAGAUGGAAAUGAAUAUUUUAUAGAAAAUAAAAACAUUUUCAGUAGGAAUCUGCAGAUACAUAAAAAUGAAAAUGAAACAAGUUUACAGCAAGAAUUAUCACAAAAUAAAGAAAUCAAAGAAUGUAAGUUAUCACCGGAUAUUUCAAAAUCUAGUUUACCAAGUACAAAAACACCAAAAUGGAAAGCUCAACAUACAAGAUCUAAGUCAGAUAUCCCAGGUUUAUCUCAGCAUUCUCAAAAGAAGGAAAGUAUAGUUGAAACAAGUUCAAAUUCCUUGUCAUUAUCAUCAUCUCUUCCUAACAAAUUAGAAGAUAAAAACAGAAGACAAAGUUUAUUAGAAGAAGGUUGUCAAGUAGGAGUUCCUACAGAAUGCUUUUUUCCUAGACCUCAAGAAGGUCAGAGUCUUAUUAGCUUUUUGUCAUCCAAAGAUUUUGGCACUUGUGCAGAAUUAGAUAAGGAAAAUGCUCAUUUUUGUAUAUCAGAAGCACUUAUUUCUGUAAUAGAACAGAUAAAAUGUAAUCAGUCACUUAAACAAGCAGAGGAAGAAAGCGAUGAAGAAAUUCAAAAGCUAAAUCAGCAUAUACGUAUCCGCAGAAGGGAAAUUCAAUUAGAGGUUGUGAAGAAAAAGUCAGAACCAAAACAGCUUAAUUUAAAUGAUGUGAAAAUAAAUGACACCUGUGAAAAGUUAAGUAACUUAAAUGUGUCCAAUUCCUGUUACUAUACUAGAUUAUUGCAUAAUGGGAGGAAAAAGAAAAAAUUAAUAGAACAUUCCAAAACAAUGAAAGUUGGAUUCUGUGAUUUACCUGAUUUUCAAUACAUUUCUACCCAAGAACAAAACUGUGAUUUGCAAAAUAAAAUUCUGGAACCUUGCAGCUGUGAUAAAAAUUCAUCCUGUACAGAAACAAAUGGAAGUGAAACUCAGAAUACGGAAGUAUUCAACAAAGAAUUUAAUUAUAGUGAAAGUGAUUGUGAUAAUGCUCAUGUUAAACAGAACUUAUAUGCUACAAUUUCUCCCUCUAGUUCAUUAGAUUUGCACAAUAAAUUAUUAUGUUCUGGAAAAUUACUUGAAGAUUGCAAAUUUUAUCAUAAUUAUAAUUGUUUAGUUAGAAGCAGAAGUUGUCCUGAAUUACAUGAUUAUUACUUGCCAGCUAAAGUUAAUGUGAAACAUACACAAAAUUUUAAAUCAAACAAUUUACAACAAAAAUGCAGCUCUCUUCCAGUGUUAUAUAAAUCUGUUUCAGAUGGAAAUGAAUAUUUUAUAGAAAAUAAAAACAUUUUCAGUAGGAAUCUGCAGAUACAUAAAAAUGAAAAUGAAACAAGUUUACAGCAAGAAUUAUCACAAAAUAAAGAAAUCAAAGAAUGUAAGUUAUCACCGGAUAUUUCAAAAUCUAGUUUACCAAGUACAAAAACACCAAAAUGGAAAGCUCAACAUACAAGAUCUAAGUCAGAUAUCCCAGGUUUAUCUCAGCAUUCUCAAAAGAAGGAAAGUAUAGUUGAAACAAGUUCAAAUUCCUUGUCAUUAUCAUCAUCUCUUCCUAACAAAUUAGAAGAUAAAAACAGAAGACAAAGUUUAUUAGAAGAAGGUUGUCAAGUAGGAGUUCCUACAGAAUGCUUUUUUCCUAGACCUCAAGAAGGUCAGAGUCUUAUUAGCUUUUUGUCAUCCAAAGAUUUUGGCACUUGUGCAGAAUUAGAUAAGGAAAAUGCUCAUUUUUGUAUAUCAGAAGCACUUAUUUCUGUAAUAGAACAGAUAAAAUGUAAUCAGUCACUUAAACAAGCAGAGGAAGAAAGCGAUGAAGAAAUUCAAAAGCUAAAUCAGCAUAUACGUAUCCGCAGAAGGGAAAUUCAAUUAGAGAAAUUAAGAGUGAAAAAUUUACCUCUACUUAGUGAUGGAAAAACAGAUACUUCUACAACUAGUGCUUCACCCCCUAGUUCUUCACCCUGCACAGCUUCAUAUGAAGAGAGCAGUGGUACUGAAGAUGACAUUAAUGAAUUGGAAUUAACAGAUACAACACAGUCAACAUUAACUUCUAUUCAAGAAAAUGGUCUAUCAUUAUCAAUGGCUUCUUUAUAUUCAGAUGCUGACAUACAAAGAAUUAAUUCGGUUCUCCCUCAAAAUACAAGCAUUGAACAACCAGCAAAAUCUACCAUAUCUGUGGACACAAAUGGACAGUUAUCAGCAGAAUCUGUUGCUCUAAAUCUUCUAAAGAAAUUUUCUGAAAAGCAACUUCCUAAAGCAUCAGAUUUACAAUGGCUUGUUUCUGAACGGGAUGCUCCACAAUCACUAUUACCACUCCCCGAUUCUUGGCCAGUUUCUCCUGACAUAGUAGAAGAAGAAUAUAGUUCAGAAAAGACCAGACUCCGAGGAAACUCAGAAUGGGCUCCUCCAAGAGCCCAGAUUAUAUUUAGCAUUCAUCCAGAGCCACUGAGAAAGGUACUGAUAGCAAAGCAGAAUUACAGAUGUGCUGGAUGUGGUACUAAAAUCAAUCAAGGAUUAAUCAGUAAAUUUCGUUACUGUGAAUAUCUCGGUAAAUACUUUUGUCAUUGUUGCCACAACAAUGCCCUUGCUUACAUACCCGGACGAAUAUUACAUAAAUGGGAUUUUUCUAAAUAUCACGUGUCAAAGUUUUCCAGUGACUUAUUGCAAAUGAUGUUCACAGAUCCUCUCUUCAACCUUGCGGACAUCAAUGCCAACCUGUAUCGAAAAGUCCGUCAGUUGAGUGUGAUACGAGAAUAUCGAACCCAAAUGUUCUUUCUUAAAGAUUUUGUUCAAACUUGUCGUAAGGCUAAAAUUUUACAGGAGGAGAUAAACAAGUAUCCAGUGCACCUCUUCAAUGAUCCUGAAGUUUAUUCUAUUCAAAAUCUCAUCAAUAUUAAGAAUAGUGAAUUGUCUCAACAGCUGCAUCAUUUAGUUGGGAAAUGCAUCAGUCAUAUUACUCAGUGUACAUUAUGUAAAGCCAAAGGUUUCAUUUGUGAGAUAUGUAAUAAUGGAGAUGAUAUAAUAUUUCCAUUUGAAUUGUCUAGAGUUGUUAGAUGCCAAGUAUGUUGGGCUUGUUUCCAUAAAACCUGUCUUAUCCCAGGAAAAUGUCCAAAAUGUAUCCGAAUUGAAGCUAGGAAGAAGAAGAAAAAAGAAGAGGAAAAUAAUAUAUAAAAAGAAAUUAAUAAUAAUGUAAAUUUUGUUUAUGGUUAUGUAUAUAAUUAUUGUAUAACUUAAAGAUGAAAAGUUUUGUUUGUAAAAUAUUUAGUGUCAAGAAUAUAUCAUCACGAAAAUAUCCUUCCAGAAAAAUAAUAUAUAAAUAUAUAAUUUACAAAUUAAAGAUGGCCAUGUAAUCAUGAAUUCUUAACAGCUGUGCUGUGUAGGAAAAUGUAUUUUUCUAAUUCUUGUAAAUAAAACUUGUUAUACUAAACGUUGAUGGAUGAAGACAUCAAAAUAUAUCUGUUUGUAAAUUUUAAGUUAAUGUUAUAUUUAUCCUGAUGAUAUAAUGUAUCAUUAGAAUGUUUGUUUGUUGUGAUGUAUAAAUUAAAAAACAAUGGAAAUAUAUUUAACUCAUAUUU
Molecule: messenger RNA, 4851 nt
Organism: Centruroides sculpturatus (bark scorpion)
Lineage: Eukaryota; Metazoa; Arthropoda; Arachnida; Scorpiones; Buthidae
Product: run domain Beclin-1-interacting and cysteine-rich domain-containing protein-like
Exons: 25
Coding region: 179-4447 (1422 amino acids)
Cellular component (GO): intracellular membrane-bounded organelle
Molecular function (GO): phosphatidylinositol phosphate binding
Source: RefSeq, a predicted model, not a curated record